UAAACCCCUCCAACAUUUCAUCUUCGUAACUCAUACCAAACAACUUUAUAGCCAUAAUCCCACAAUGUCUCAUCAACCCAAUUUCGAACCCAUCUCAAUAUGCAGUACAAAAUCGAGAUCCGACCAAACCAUCGCCUCGGAUCUCAACGGUACCCUUCUUGUUUCCCACAACCCGUUCCCGUACUACUUCCUCAUAGCACUUGAAGCCGGAAGCAUUUUUCGGGCCAUCUUUCUAUUACUAGCCUUCCCAUUCCUCUACAUCAUUUCCCUCUUUUCUGAACCAACCGCCACUCAUCUUUAUAUUUUCAUCUCAUUUGUCGGGCUAAGAAUCCGGGAUAUUGAACUUGUUUCAAACUCGGUGUUACCUCGAUUCUAUGCAGGUGAUGUUCGCCCCGAUUCGUGGAGGGUGUUCAACUCAUUUGGGAAAAGGUAUGUGGUGACAUCGAGCCCGAGGGUUAUGGUUGAACCCUUUGUGAAAAAUUAUCUAGGGGCUGAUAAGGUGUUGGGGACUGAACUCGAGGUCUCAAAAUCGGGUCGAGCCACCGGGUUGGUUAAGGGGCCUGGUGUUCUUUUUGGCCCACUUAAAAAAACUGCCAUUUUGCAAGAGUUUAGCGGUUCGAAUCUGCCUGAUUUGGGUCUUGGAGAUAGUGAGACUGACAAAGAUUUCAUGUCAAUUUGCAAGGAAGGUUAUAUGGUACCAAGAACAAGAUGCGAGCCCUUACCAAGAAACAAGCUUCUACGCCCCAUCAUUUUCCACGAAGGACGUCUACUGCAAAGGCCUACACCACUCGCGGCUCUACUUACCUUCCUAUGGAUGCCCAUAGGCAUUUUCCUAUCCAUCCUUAGAAUUUACCUCAACAUACCUUUACCCGAAAAGAUUGUAUACUACAACUACAAGAUCCUUGGAAUCAAACUUGUUAUUAAGGGCACCCCACCGCCCCCUCCUAAACAAGGACAAAGUGGGGUGCUCUUUGUGUGCAACCAUCGUACCGUCAUAGACCCUGUGGUCACUGCUGUCGCCCUAGGAAGAAAGAUAAGUUGUGUCACGUAUAGCAUUAGUAAAUUCUCUGAGUUAAUUUCACCUAUUAAAGCGGUUGCAUUGGCAAGGGAGAGAGAUAAAGAUGCCGCACAUAUUAAAAAACUGUUGGAAGAGGGUGAUUUGGUCAUUUGCCCGGAGGGAACUACAUCUAGAGAACCCUUCUUGCUUCGAUUUAGCGCUCUUUUUGCAGAACUUACAGACAGGAUCGUGCCAGUUGCUAUUAAUACAAAACAAACUGUGUUCUAUGGGACAACGGCUCGUGGGUAUAAGUCCUUGGACCCAUAUUUUGUAUACAUGAACCCUAGGCCAACGUACGAGAUAACCUUCUUGAAUCAACUGCCUCUGGAACUUACUUGCAAAGGCGGGAAAUCUGCAUUUGAGGUGGCAAACUAUAUUCAAAGAGUGAUAGGGGAUACACUUGGAUUUGAAUGCACUAAUUUGACUAGAAAGGACAAGUAUGUGAUGAUGGCUGGAACGGAUGGUCGUGUUGAGACCAAGAAGCUGGAUAAGUCUCAAUAGAGGAACCAAACCAAGUGAUUUGAUUCAGAUUUAUAUAGUUUGUUGUUAUUAUUAUUUCGUUUUUGAAUAAUCUUGCAAAGAAGUAUUAAAACAGUUUGGUUUAUUAAUUUACAUUCUUAGUUAAACUA
Molecule: messenger RNA, 1686 nt
Organism: Helianthus annuus (common sunflower)
Lineage: Eukaryota; Viridiplantae; Streptophyta; Magnoliopsida; Asterales; Asteraceae
Product: glycerol-3-phosphate 2-O-acyltransferase 6
Exons: 2
Coding region: 65-1558 (497 amino acids)
Biological process (GO): cutin biosynthetic process
Cellular component (GO): membrane
Molecular function (GO): glycerol-3-phosphate 2-O-acyltransferase activity; phosphatase activity
Source: RefSeq, a predicted model, not a curated record